Haliaeetus leucocephalus (bald eagle) is the source of this 1069-nucleotide messenger RNA. It is a transcript of the gene MTG1, whose product is annotated as mitochondrial ribosome-associated GTPase 1. The transcript is spliced from 11 exons. NCBI's taxonomy places the organism in Eukaryota, Metazoa, Chordata, Aves, Accipitriformes, Accipitridae. Bases 1 to 987 code for a protein of 328 amino acids. Gene Ontology annotation, cellular component: mitochondrion. The record is from RefSeq and is a predicted model, not a curated record. Gene Ontology annotation, molecular function: GTP binding; GTPase activity.
AUGAGGGGGUGGGCGGGAGCGCUGCGGGCGGCGGGGGCCGGGGGGGGGGCGGGACCGGGGCUUGGCGGGUUCCGGGAGCGUUUCGAUUUCGGCGGCCGCGAUGUGGCCUCCUGGUUCCCGGGGCACAUGGCGAAAGGCCUGCGGCAGAUGCGGGCCUCCCUGCGGCGCGCCGACUGCCUCAUCGAGGUCCACGACGCUCGCAUCCCGCUGUCGGGCCGUAACCCCAUGCUGCAGGAGGCAUUGGGCAUCCGCCCGCACAUCCUGGUGCUGAACAAGAUGGACCUGGCUGAUCCCCGCCGGCAGCCGAGAGUCUUGGAGCACCUGAAGCAGCAGGGAUGCUCACAUGUUGUCUUCACUGACUGCCAGCGUGAUGGCAAUGUCAAGAAGAUUGUUCCCUUGGUUGCCAAGCUGGUGGGCAACAGUCCACGAUACCACAGGGCUGAGAGCACCGAGUACAGCAUCCUGGUGAUCGGCGUGCCCAACGUGGGCAAGUCCUCACUCAUCAAUGCCCUGCGGAGGCUGCACCUCAAAAAGGGGAAAGCCACCGCGGUUGGUGGCGAGCCGGGCAUCACCAAGGCGGUGCUGACCAGAAUCCAGGUCUGCGAGAAGCCCCUGAUGUACCUGGUGGACACGCCUGGCGUGCUGUCCCCGAAGCUGGGGGAUGUGGAGACGGGCAUGAAGCUGGCACUGUGUGGAGCCAUCCGUGACCACCUGGUGGGGGAGGACAUCAUGGCUGACUACCUCCUGUACGCCCUGAACAAGAACCAGCAGUUCAGGUAUGUGCAGCGCUACGGGCUGGCUGAGGCCUGCGACAACAUCGAGCCCGUGCUGAGGCGCGUGGCCCUCGCCCAGGGCAGGACGCAGAAGGUGAAGGUGCUGACGGGCACGGGGAAUGUCAACGUGACAAUGCUCAACUACCCAGCCGCUGCCUACGAGUUCCUGCGGGAUUUCCGGGCGGGACGCCUGGGCAGGGUGACGCUGGACUGAGACCUGUCCUGUGGGAGAGAGGCAUUGCCCGCAGCCGCACGCGUGGGGGUAAAGGCCUGGCUGCUCCCCCAAGAUGCCCCAG